UUUGAUGAUUAUUAAGCAUCUCCUAAGUAAUUCACGUUUUUUCUCAAAUGCUUCUUGAAAGAAUAUGAAAUCUUUAAAUGAAAUGGAGUAAUAAAAUAAUUCAUUUCUUAUUUACUCAAGUCUGGACCAGGACAAUCAAGUCGCUCGGUCUGUCACAAAAAUCUUCAAGGAGAAACUGGAUAAUGAAGGACAUAAUUGGAAGUCUGUUACACCAGAGACAAAAGAUUUCUAUUGAGAAGAGUUUAAGGUAAAGUUAUAGUACUAAUUAUCAUUUUAAUAAUGGAAUUUGUACAUUUUAAAUUUCUGUUGUAUCAAUCUUGUAUUUCAUCUGUUCUGUGAGCAUUCCAGAAAAUACUGGUUUGGGGCUUGUGACAUCUCUGAUUUGAUUAAUACUAGGGUGGGUAGCCAAACAAAAUUUGGUUAGUAGUCUUCAAUGUCGAGAUGUAUAGGAGAUAUCGGAUAAUUAUGAUGAACUAAUAAAUAAAUGCAUUAAAAGUAUGCUUUAGUUGGCUAUGGAGAAUGCAGUUCUUUGCUUUGUUAGUUUCUAGACAGAUAAUUUCAAUAGUUCGACCUAAAAUGUGGGAGAAAUCAUGAUAUCGUGAAUGAGCUCCUAAUUAUUUCAUCUACUGCUAUUAAUUCUAUCGGAAUUAGACCGUUAUCCAUCUCUUACAUCUUUGAGAAACCUUGUAAUCAUGAUUAAGUCCUUAUAGUUUGUCAUAUUGGUGCUUUUUUCUUCAGAAUCCCCUUCUGCUGAGUACAUAUAUGAUACAUUUAUCAGAAUUUCACGAUACUUGAAUUCCUCUCAUUGCAAUAUUUUAUUUUUGUUGCAUAAUUAGGGGAAAAAAUUAUAAUCCAUAUAUAUAACAGUUUUUAUAACGUCCAAGACUUCUUAGUUAUAGUACUUUUAUGUUGCUAUAAAUACCUACACAUCAGUAAUGCAAGAUAAAAGGAUGAAAAUAGAAAACUUAAUACUUUAAUAUUAUACUAGUUAGUUUCCCUUUCUGCCAAAUGUACAAAUGUCAUGAAGUAACUAAUGCAUUAAUUAUUUUAAGAUCUCAUAUUUCCUUCAACUUCCGGAAUAUACAUAUGUUGAAUUUUAUAGGUUCUGGUCCAAGCAUCGUCAUUUAUCAAGUACCUUGAUAGAGCAAUUCUAGGACUGCUAUGUCCUGCGGCACCAGUGUCCGAGAAGAACUAGGGAAAAUUUAUAAUGACCACAACAGUAAAGAUGGAAUAAGCAUAAACUUUUGAUCCCAUAUGUUGAUAAUAAUUGUCUCGCAAAGGUUUUUUCUAUCUUGAGGGAUCACAGUUCUUUCUUAAUAUUUGGUUGGUGAUCUCUGUUUUUAACUUGAUUUCUAGAUCAGUAAUUUUUUUUCUUUAGCUAGGCUAGAAGACCCUUCUCAUUUCUUUUAGAUAUUUGGAGCUAUUCUUUUUUUUUUCAAAUAAGAUCGAUAAUAUUUGGAGUUCCCUUUAUCUUUCUUGAGCCGAGGAUCUACUAUACUGGGUAAGUUGUCGUUGUUGUUGUUGUUAUCAAUAUCUUGUAUUAUUUUUCAUUUGAUCUUCUCAAACAGAAACAAUUUCAAUGGGACACUGCAAUUGAAGGUGCCAUAAAGGAUAAGUUUAUGAGCAAAUGUGCAGAACGAUACAAGGGUAUGUUAUCUGAAGUAAGAGCUUGUGAGAAGAAGCGCAAACAUAUUCCAGUAUCUAUUUGGGAGAGCUGGAAGCCUCACUGGGAAACUGAGGCUUCUAAAUCUACGUCUGCGCAAUGCUCAAGGAAUCGACUAAGUGAAAAAGGUGGUGAAGGGUAUGGUCCCUCACGCCAUACAAAAGGCUCCAGAGCUCACCGAGAACAUGCAAGACUACUAGUAUAUUCAUUUUUCUUUAGCCAAGUUAGAAUAUCUCCAAAGCUAGUGAUUAUGUAUUAAUAUAGUGAACUUGAUUUUCAAUUUUAGGCUAAAGAACUAGGAAGACCAGCCCAUCCACAUGAGCUUCUGAAGAAGACACAUGUCAAGGCGAACAAGGAGUUUGUGGACUAGAAAUCUAAGAGCACAUAUGAUACCAUAAUGUCGAAAAUUGCGUCUGCAUCUCAGCCUGAAGAUGGGUCCAGUGAACCUCCUGAAGUUGAUUACUCACAAAUUUAUUUGGAGGAAGUCGGUGUUAAGAAGACGCGCAUUUAUGGUCUUGGUUCUCAAGCUCCUUUCUAUGGGCAUGUUGGUGCAUCCUCCAGUUCGAUAUCUCCACUUCAAGAUAUAGACUUUAAUGCUCAGGUGAAUGAAUGUGUCGGGCAUCGUUUGCAAGAAAUUAAGGAAGAGAUGAAGCAUGAGAUGAGAUCAAAGAUCAGACAAGAGAUUAGACAAGAAAUGAGAGAAGAAAUGCGAGAAGAACUGCGUGAAGAAAUGAGACACGAAAUGCAACAAGAGGUGCGUGAGCAAGUUGAUCUACUACUCCAAAAUCGUCUGUCUGUCCUAAUAGGUGGCUUACCUACACCGCCUUCUCGUAGACAUGACUCGUCGUCAAAUGACACGAUUUAGAUUUAUUUUAGCUUCUUUUAUGUUAGACACGUCUUGGAUUCUUGGA
Messenger RNA from Nicotiana tabacum (common tobacco), 2574 nucleotides. The record is from RefSeq and is a predicted model, not a curated record. NCBI's taxonomy places the organism in Eukaryota, Viridiplantae, Streptophyta, Magnoliopsida, Solanales, Solanaceae.